Benincasa hispida (wax gourd) is the source of this 1493-nucleotide messenger RNA. RefSeq names its product tracheary element differentiation-related 7 (gene TED7). The record is from RefSeq and is a predicted model, not a curated record. Lineage: Eukaryota; Viridiplantae; Streptophyta; Magnoliopsida; Cucurbitales; Cucurbitaceae.
ACAAUCAUUACACUUAGCAUGGAAGUUAAGUCAUUUUUUUCAUUCUGUGUUUGUAUAAAACACAUCCCAUAUUUUACCAACUUCUUCAUGUCCUUUCUUUAGCAAAGACUUUUCUGAUAUUAACCACAAUGGCCUCUAUCAAUAAUAGUGAUUACUACUUUCCUUGGUUUCCUACACCACCUUAUCAUCCUUUUCAGCCACCACCUCACAAGCCAAUUGCUCCACCAUCUCCUCCCCUGUUUCCACCACACAAACCAAUAACUCCACCACCACCACGUAAGCCAAUUAGUCCGCCACCGCCAUCACCUCAAAAACCCGCCACUCCACCACCACCACGCAAGCCGAUUGUGCCUUCUCCGCCACCUCUAAAACCAACUGCUCCUCCGCCACCACGCAAGCCCAUUGUGCCUCCACCUCAAAAGCCAACUGCUCCUCCGCCCCCACGCAAGCCAAUUGUGCCCUCUCCGCCACCUCAAAAGCCAAUUGCUCCUCCGCCUCCACGCAAGCCAAUUGUGCCUCCUCCACCACCUCAGAAGCCAGCUGCUCCUCCACCUCCACGCAAGCCAAUUGGGCCCCCACCAAUUGCUCCUCCACCCCCACGCAAGCCAGUUCGGCCUCCUCCGCCACCUCAAAAGCCAACUACUCCUCCGCCACCACGCAAGCCAAUUGCGCCUCCCCCACCCAGAAAACCAAUUGCUCCUCCACCGCCACGCAAGCCAAUCGCGCCUCCACCGCCCAAAAAACCAAUUGCUCCUCCGCCCCCACGUAAGCCAUUUACACCUCCACCACCGCACAAACCAAUCGCUCCUCCGCCACCAUACAAGCCAAUAUCUCCCCCAUCUCCGAUGCUUCCACCACCGCCGCCGCCUCCUCACCACCACCCAACAGUAAUCAUCAUAGUGUUUGUCUCAUUAGGUGGGUUGUUCCUGCUUGCAUUCAUGGCAGCUGCACUCUUCUGUUUCGUGAAAAAGAGAGAGGAGAAAACCGUGGAAGAAACAGAGAUCAUCCACAUUGAUGAACACAGGAAAAUCAAAGAAGCCAUAGUUGAAGGACCCCAUGGAUCAUGCCAAACUGUGGUGCUAUCAGUUGAAGAUGACAUCCAUGUCAAGGAAGAAAUCAUGAGGACCGAGAAGAUCGGUGAAAAAGCGUUGCACCGUACGCAUGAAGCAGGUGAUCCAAGCACCAUAGAAGAGCCAGUACAGCCACCAUCUUCCACUCAUCACAAUCUUCAUCAAAAGCAUUCCUAAGCACAAAAGUUAAUAAUUUUGGACAGAACAAAUAACACUUCAAUAAAAAUAAACACAACCCAACUAAAAUAUCUAUUAUGAUUAUUCCUAUUAAUAAUUAAAAAAAAAAAUUGGUUUGAUUUUUUACUUCAUUUUUCAGAAAAUCUGCGUGGCUUGUUCAAUACAAAAGUUUAAUCGUCAUAUUGAAUUCUCAUGAAAUGGAUAGAAUUUACUGAAAUACAAUAAGCCACCUGAAUUUAUUGAAAA